UUUAAUUCCCGAAAAACCCUCGCCUCUCGCCAGGGUUUUCUUUCCUCUCUACUCGAGCCGAACCGAACCCAAAGGGAGAGAAAUCAGGACUGCGGAGUUUGGAGUAGUCGAGUCGCACCAGGCGGAAGGGGUCACAAUGAGCGUAGCAGCGGCGCCGGAGAAGACUGAGGAAGAGCUUCGAAAGGAGAUCGAUGAGCUCCACCGCCAGCAGCGGCAGAUAACGGAACGGUUACGUGAUCCUAGAGGGCUCCGACGUGGAGGUCUGCCCGGUGGCGGCCCGAGGAACUUCGCCUCCAACGGCGGUCCUCAGCGAGGGUUUGUUCGGCCGGCGGAUAGGAAUGACUCAGCGGAUCAACCACCUGCAAAGAAACGGCUUCUGUCUGCUGUUGUCAAGACUGAGGAUGGCGAGAUAGUCGAGCUCGGUGCUAAGAAUGGGGUUAAUGAGGAAGAAUCUACUGUUGCAGCCAUCAAUAAUCAGCAAGAUGAAGUAAAGCCGCUAAAUUUGCGUCCAGGUGGUUUACCUUGGAACCAACGACCACCGAGAAGAGAUUCAGACAUUCCACCUGAUGUGCAUGUGCCGAGGGUUUUACCGAAGAAUGAGGACCCUAGCUUGGUUAGCAGAAACAAGAGGAUGUUGGGGCAGCUUCUAGGUACCUUGGAGAAAUUCAGAAAAGAGGAUAUGAAGCUCUCAGGGACUGAGGCAUACACAAAGAGGUCGAAUGCUUUGCAAAAGGCUGAACAAAGAGCCCGUGAAGAAAGUGAAAGGCUGAGACAGGAAGAGCGUGAGAAAAUAGCAGAAAAGAGGAGGAGAGAUCUGGUCCUUAGGGCAAGAGUUGCUGCAAAAGCAGAAGAAAAGAAGUUGGAGUUGCUGUUUCUUCGUUGGAGCGAUCAUCAUAAAAAGCUUUCCAAUUUUACAAGGAUAUUAGUUGAAUUCUGUUUGUACAAAAGAUCUUUAUUUGAUCCACAUUGUGAUGAUUAUUUCAUUUCAAUUUUCAGGAGCAAGACUGAACCUCAUAUUUAUUAUAUGCCAAAGAAACCACUGGAUGAAGAUGCAACCUUGCAACAGCAGCAUCAAGAACAGUUAUUUUCGGAAUGGAAGGCCGCCAAAAGAGAGGAGUUAUCCGAGUACCAGAAGCAGAUAGAGUCACAGUACCUUGAAAACGUUGAGAAAGAGCUAGAGAGGUGGCAAAAUGCAAGGAAAGCUAGGAGAGGUAAUAACAACGACGCAAACUUGCAAGAAACAAUGGACCAAGAGCUGGAGAGCCAUAGGCUCGAGCAUGGUCCGAAGACCACCAGAAAGAUCCCAGGUGACAACGAAGACCAAGAAGAUGACGAUGUGGAAGAUAUCAUUGUUGGGGAGGAUGAUAAUGACAUGAUGGAUGACGUGCUAGCUGCGGAGGAUAAUAACGACGCGAAAGUUGAUGACGUGCCAAAGACGGGCGAAGGUGGUAACAACAGCUCGUCACUGCCUAAGAAUCCCGAUCAGUGAUGAUGUGGAGGGUAAGCACCGCCCAUCCGUUUUGAAUUCUAAGUAUGGCUAUGUAAGCAUAUUGUGUUGUUCUUGAGGUAGCCCUUAUGUUGUUGAUGGGUUUUUGUUUAUUUGUUGUUUGUUCAGGAUUACUUUUUACUAGUAUUUGAUCUUCCUGAAUUGUAGUAGCAGUCUCAUGUUGUGGCUUUUCUGAUGUGGGUUCAAUUAUGCUGAAUAUACUUGGCUGUCUCUACUUUCUAGGGUUCCCGUGUUGUUGUUAUGCUUUGCCAGGAGAUACCACUUAAGAGGUGGGAAUGGGAAUGGGAAUGGAGUUGGAUCUGGUUGGAGUCUAAUCACACUUUUGGUUCUACUGCUUAGGAAGAUGAUUAUUUGGAUCCAGUCAAGCUUGUGGUCGAGUCAUUUAGAUAAGGAAUGGAUGGUGAUUGGUGAUUAGUGGAGCUGCUCUUUUUAAGUUGCUCUUUCCCUCUUUUCUUUUGCUUUUCCUUUGAUGGAGCUUUCUUCUGGUAGAAAGAUGGAUUCUUUCUUACUUAUGGCAGUAGCGUGUAAAAGAAGGUAGAUGACCAUGUGCCCUGUUUGAAGGUUGUUGAUGCUGUUAAAUUAUUGUUGGUGUAAAAGAGUGUAUUUUUUUUUUCUUCAUUUUUUGGUGUGGGCUGACGGUAAUUUGAGCACGGUUACAUUUACCGAACUUUGGAACCAUUAAUUGUUUAGUAAAAAAAAAACUGUGAUUUCUUAUACAUGAUUAUCUAUUUUUAGUUUGUAUGUGAACCAAAUGUAAACGAAUGUGUUACAUUAUUGUUGGUUAGGUCGAUGUGG
Molecule: messenger RNA, 2302 nt
Organism: Linum tenue
Lineage: Eukaryota; Viridiplantae; Streptophyta; Magnoliopsida; Malpighiales; Linaceae
Source: the annotation of a GenBank genome assembly